AUGCGCGAGGCACAGACAGAGGAGAAGCGUCAGCGCAAGGCAGCCGAAGUAGUGGCCGACCGCGCUGCUGCUACUGCUGCCAUCACCACCACUACGACCACGACAGCUGCCGCACCGGCAGAGCAGCCAAAGGCAAAGGCUGCCACCGUCACACCUGCUCCGGCGCGGGUUGCGCCGUCUUCCAAAAGUGUCCAACCAUUGUACAAGACUGUGAGCAAGCCGCUGGCAGCCGAUGCGCCUCAAGUCGUCACCAUCUACUAUGGUAGCAAGACUGGUACAGCCGAGGGGUUUGCGAACCGCCUAUCCAACGCGCUGAGCCAAGCUACGACAGCCCCAGUCACCGUUGCCUCCCUUGCCGAGUACGACAUCGACAAGCUGUCGGCAGAGAAGGGCAUUGUCAUCUUCAUCACUGCCACAUAUGAGCACGGUUCUCCGCCCGACAAUGCAAACUGGUUUCACACCACCCUGCUCGACGCUGCCAACGACUUUCGGGUCAAAAAGACACAGCUCGCCAAUGUGCGCUACGCCGUCUUUGGUCUGGGCAACAGCCUUUAUCGUGACAAUUUCAACCGCGUCGCACGCGAGAUCGAUGUUUCCAUUGCCGCGCUUUCCGGCCUUCGCAUCGUGCCCACUGCCCUAGGUGAUGAGAACGUUGCCAACAGCAAAACCGGAAGCCUUGAAGGCGACUUUGAGGCCUGGUUGCAGGAAGCCGUCGCCCGCAUUCCUGCUGCUCUCCAAGGCUCAGCAGUGGAAGCCUAUGAGACGGAUGGUGAAGCCGACAGCGAGGAGGAGGAUGAGGCGGAUGAUGGCAUGGUUGACCUCGAAGAUCUUGGCAAUGCUCUUGUCAAGGGCCGCGCGCAGCGCCAGGCUCAGGAUCAAGACGCGCGUGUGGGCAAGCCUCGUGCUAUGAUCACACCGGCCCUGCGCAAAGCCCUCACUAAGCAAGGAUACAAGCUGAUCGGCUCGCAUUCGGGAGUCAAGCUCUGUCGCUGGACCAAGAGCAUGCUCCGUGGUCGCGGCGGCUGUUACAAACAUACCUUUUACGGCAUCGCCAGUCAUCGCUGCAUGGAAACGACCCCGUCUUUGGCCUGUGCCAACAAAUGUGUCUUCUGCUGGAGGCACCACACCAAUCCCGUGGGAACUGAGUGGCGCUGGCAGAUGGAUGAACCCAUUGAAAUUGUCAACGGAGCCAUGCAAAACCAUUAUGACAUGGUGCGCCAGUUUUCGGGUGCGCCAGGCGUUAUGCCUGAGCGAAUGCGGGAGGCUAUGGAGAUUCGUCAUUGUGCACUCUCUCUGGUCGGCGAACCCAUCAUGUACCCCAAGAUCAACGAGUUUCUUGACCUUUUGCACGACCGCAACAUCUCCUCCUUCUUGGUCACCAAUGCUCAAUUUCCCGAUGCCAUCGCCAACCUCCGCCCCUGCUGCCAGCUUUACGUCAGUAUCGAUGCUAGCAAUGAGCAAAGUUUGAAGCAGAUUGAUCGGCCUCUGUUCAAAGAUUACUGGCCUCGUUUCUUGGAAUGCUUGCGCGAGCUGGGUCGCAAGGGCCAACGUACAGUGUAUCGCUUGACCGUGGUCAAGGCAUGGAACGAUGAUGAGAUUCGUGGCUACGCGGACCUCGUCCAGCUCGGCGAGCCAGACUUUAUUGAAGUCAAGGGCGUGACAUUCUGUGGCACCUCCAAAGCCUCGUCCCUGACCAUGGACAACGUGCCCUUUCACGAGGAGGUGGUGGGCUUUGUGCAAACACUCGUGGAUAUGCUGCCCGAUUAUGAGCUCGUUUGUGAGCACGAGCAUUCCAACUCCGUGUUGGCCGUGCACAAGCGGCUGUUUGUUGGGGGUCGCUGGCACACAUGGAUUGACUAUCCUCGCUUCAUCGACCUUGUUCGCUCUGGCAAACCGUUUUCGACCGUCGAUUACAUGGCCCCAACGCCCGAAUGGGCCAUCUUGGGUCACGGUGCUCGCGGCUUUGAUCCGGUUGAGGUCCGACACCGCCGUAACAAGCCAACCGGCUCGGGUUGCUGA
This is a messenger RNA of Monosiga brevicollis MX1, 2019 nucleotides long. RefSeq lists its product as uncharacterized. Lineage: Eukaryota; Choanoflagellata; Craspedida; Salpingoecidae. The record is from RefSeq and is a predicted model, not a curated record. Bases 1 to 2019 code for a protein of 672 amino acids. Gene Ontology annotation, molecular function: 4 iron, 4 sulfur cluster binding; catalytic activity; FMN binding. Gene Ontology annotation, biological process: wybutosine biosynthetic process. The transcript is spliced from 13 exons.